CUUGGUAUGAGCCAAUGAGCGGCGAGCUGACGAACAGGACGUCAGCCAUUGGACGAUUCAAAAAGGAGGAAAUUCAAACACCAGACAUAACGUCUGCAGUUGCAUGUAUACAGCUCUAAGCGGACGCGUUACUAGGAGUUGAGAACAUGGCGGAAGGCAGUCCCAGUGAAACAUCUGGCCGUUACGAGUACGAUGCUCCGUCCUACGUGGUGGACUUCAAACAACUGGAGGGCACCGACGGCGACGACAGCUGGUUUGAGCAACAGACCACUGGAGAAGACCUUUUCACCCCAUUGAGACCAGUCAAGCCAGUGGAGUGCAAUGAAGAGCCCGCAGUCAGCAAACCCCCCCCAGUCAAGACUGUCGAGGAUGGUCCCAGCACAUCCACAUCAGUAUCUUCAAACAUAGUCACAUGCUGGGGUGCUGGAGCUUCUGCUAAUGGUGGUGCCAGACCAAAGACGAGGACCUCUGGUCAACCCCCUGCCCAACCACGCAGGGUUUCAAAACGUAAAGGGGCAACGGGCACACCAGCACAACCACUAGUCAAAAAGCACAAAAAUUCUGAAGAUCACGAGCUGGAGCGCAUCAGGAACCUCCAGAAGGAAGUGGCUCUGCGUCGCAAGAGGAAUGAAGCCAGUUACAAAGCUGCUCUGGCUGGCAAUCCACCACAGAAGAAGAUGGCCCUGUCAACAACUGUGCCUGAAGAAUUCCACUUCAACACAGACACUCGUGCUAGAGCAGCCUCUUCAACCAGCGCAGGCCACGACGAAGCAGACUCUGCUCCUCAUGCUCGUCGGGGAGCAGCUGACUACGUGCCCAUGGCUCAGGCAAUACAACAGUUCCAGAAACGAACCCCGGACCGCUACCAUGUGCCCAGUCGCCAGAAUCUGGAGAAAGGGCCGUGCCCAGUGAGAGGCGACCACCUGAAGCUCACCCAGCCUCACUCCCCACACCUGAUGACCCGCCAGAGGAGCCGCGCCCAAACCGCCAAGAGCAGCGACGAACUGGAAGCUGAAGAGGUGGACAAACUUCAGAAGAAAAAGUUCAAGGCCAAUCCGCUGCCCAAGAAGAUCAUGGGUGGUGUCGUGGGAGUACCAGAGAAGAAGGUUCUGCUGCCGACCGUGCCAGAGUCUCCAGCUUUCGCCCUCAAGAACAGAGUCCGUGUAGAGAAGGUUGAGGAAGUGAAACAACCCUCACCGGUCAAGGCCUCCCAAGUCCCUCACUUCGGCCUUCCCUUCCAACCUCGGCUGCCUCAGAAACACGUGGUGGAGGUCUGUCCUUUCUCCUUCGAGGAGAGGGAGCGAGAGAGGAGGGUGCUGAAAGAGAAGAAGCUGGAGGAGAAUCAAAAUGUAGAGGUGCCAGAGUUCAAGGCUCAGCAGCUCCCAUGCUUCGACACCGUGGCUCUCCCUGAGAAGAAGAAGCUGGAGCCCACCAAGCCGAAACCCUUCACACUGCUGACAGAUCAACGCGGAGCCACAAAGAGCAGCCGCCAGGAGCUGAUGGUGAAAGAGGAGCAGAAAUUACAGGAGGAAGCAGCGACGUUCAAAGCCAGACCGAACCUGGUCACACACAAAGAGCCUUUCCAGCCUAAAAAGGAGCACAGGGCUGCAGUCGCCGUAGAGUCCUUCGAGCUGGCGACAGAGCGGCGGGCCCGGGAGUGGGAGGAGAGUAAGCAGCUGGCCAGCGAGAGGGAGGCACACAGGGCGCUCAUGGAGGAGGAGAAGAGACGAGAGCAGGAGCAGUGGGCAAAGGAGGAGAUCACCAGACUGCGACAAGAACAGGUUCACAAGGCUCAGCCCAUCAGACACUACAAACCUGUAGCUCUGAAGAAGAGUGAGACUCCUCUCACUGUUCCCAAGUCACCCAACUUUAGUGACCGCUUCGGAUUGUGAGCCUCGCUUUGUAUUAUACUGUACCUCUUCUGUUCUUGUCUGUACUUUGUCUGUUGUGCUCAAUUUUUUUAUAUGAAAUUCUGACCAAACCAACUUAUAGUAGCAAUUUAUUAUUACUUUAUUAACAUGCCAAUUUCAGUUUUAAAGGAAAGGUUCACAAUUUUUCAAGUGUCUUUAAAACA
Thunnus maccoyii (southern bluefin tuna) is the source of this 2074-nucleotide messenger RNA. RefSeq names its product TPX2 microtubule nucleation factor (gene tpx2). The coding region runs from base 147 to 1892 and encodes 581 amino acids. The record is from RefSeq and is a predicted model, not a curated record. The transcript has 16 exons. Gene Ontology annotation, cellular component: spindle; microtubule. Gene Ontology annotation, biological process: regulation of mitotic spindle organization; activation of protein kinase activity. Lineage: Eukaryota; Metazoa; Chordata; Actinopteri; Scombriformes; Scombridae.